Nasonia vitripennis (jewel wasp) is the source of this 1372-nucleotide messenger RNA. RefSeq lists its product as uncharacterized. The transcript has 10 exons. The coding region runs from base 457 to 1236 and encodes 259 amino acids. Gene Ontology annotation, molecular function: odorant binding. NCBI's taxonomy places the organism in Eukaryota, Metazoa, Arthropoda, Insecta, Hymenoptera, Pteromalidae. The record is from RefSeq and is a predicted model, not a curated record.
CCGCGCGAUCACGCAAGUACGUACAGAGAAUAUUUUCAUCUUCCGAUGGAAUUUUCAAUGAUGAAUAGAUAUUUUCUAUUUUUCUUCCGCUUGAUAUAGCUAAUACGGCGAUGAUUUUUCAGUCUGCAAACCGAUAAUCGUUAUCAAAUUAUGCAUACACAAAUACGAAAAUAACUUUAAGUUUUUCUACCUUGAAAUAUUUAUUCAGAGUCAGUGUUAAGCUUUUGAUUCAAAUAUGGCACCAGGAAAAUGAUUGACCUACCAGCAUUUUAAACGACACAUCUAUAUGCUGCACAUUUUUACGAAUAGCGAUAAACGUUGAUAUAGCUCGCAAUAUAAGGCUGAUUAUUUUUCUUUAACUGAACUGAUAAUCUAGCUCGAACUAUAUAUAGCAUCUGUUAGAGGCCAGGAAUCGUCAUUUGAACUGCAGUAGAAACCGUCAGUGGAGCCUCCAAAAUGAAGAACUUAUCCAUCGUAUUGAUUGCCUGCUUCGCAGUUUUCCAGUUGACUAGUGCUGACUCAAAUCACAUUAAGGAAUGCUUGACAGAACAUGGACUCCAAGAGACUGAUAUGAAUUUACUUAAAUCCCUCGGCAGCGUAAAAUUUGCGGAUACUACAAUAAAGGACGAAGACAGAGAAAAAUUAGACUGCGUUUUAGCAUGCAUUUUCCAAAAGGAAAGUCCUGGACAAAGCCUUCACGAAGUGAUCAAAGAUGUCCUGUCCGAAGAUACCUACAAGUCGGAAAAUCUGCGCAAAGAGAUGACGGAGACCCUGAACACUUGUGAAACUCAAGCCGGUGAUGAUGACUGUAAACUGCUUCAGUGUGUCCAAAUAACCAAGCUUCCAUUCUACGAUCUCCUGUAUACUUUUGUUGUCGCCAGGGACAUGCAAAAGUGUUUCGUCGACAACGGACUUAAUGCUUCUGACGCAGUAAACUUGGAACACUUAAACGAGCCAGGAUGGGUGGAGGAGAUUUUGAAAAAGGUGGACGAGGACAAACUGGCGUGUACAAUGUUCUGCCUUUAUUCCAAGCAAGAUAAAAUAACACACGAUAAAUCACUACAACAGAGAUUCGAAACUAGGAUCAAUGAGAGCGACAAGCUUAUAGCUGAUCAGAAGAAGGAAAUGCUCGAAACGCUGAACAGAUGCGGUAUCGAAGCGGCAGGAGACAACUGCAAAUUGGUGAAAUGCAUCAAAAUAUUAAGGGCACCGUUCUUCAAUCUGUAUCAUCAAUAAGCCCAAAACAUCUGAGUCCAAAAUAACCGUUCGCGUAGCGCAUAAGAAAGAUAGAAACCAAAACCAUUUAAAAAGUUGUUAAAAUUAUCUUUUAUUCCAAUAAAAUGAAUGUCAUCGAUCAACUUAUUUUAAAAAA